AUGAUCACAUCUCAGAGAAGACUAAAAUCUUAUGCAAACCUAAAAUGUAGACAUGUUAAGUUUGAAGUAAGUGACCAUGUAUAUCUUUGUGUGAUACCACAGAAAGGAAUCUCUGUGAAGAGGCAUGGUAAGAAAGGGAAAUUAAGUCCAAGAUAUGUUGGUCCUUUUGAGAUAUUGGACAGAGUAGGCAGUGUGGCUUACAAGGAGGAUUUAUCUUUCGAUGAGAGUCUGGUGAAGAUUCUUGAUCGAAAGGAUAAGGUUCUAAGGAAUAAGAUUAUUUCCUUGGUGAAGGUGUUGUGGAGGAACAAUGCUGUUGAGGAAGCAACUUGGGAGCUUGAGUCAGAUUUGCAAUGGCAGUAUCCUGAAUUGUUUGAGUGA
Molecule: messenger RNA, 378 nt
Organism: Humulus lupulus (European hop)
Lineage: Eukaryota; Viridiplantae; Streptophyta; Magnoliopsida; Rosales; Cannabaceae
Exons: 2
Coding region: 1-378 (125 amino acids)
Source: RefSeq, a predicted model, not a curated record